GGGCGGUGUUACGUGGCAGCGCAUGCGCAACGUUGUCACCAAAGCUUCGGUUUCCUCGUUCCCUGCGCUGUUUAGCGGGUCACGUGAUCUCUGUAGCAGGGGCUCCUGUUAACGCAUGCGCAGUGCCCGGGACUAAAUGGUAGGUUCGUUCAUUCCUUCUGAAAAAAAAAUGAUUGACCUUUAUUUUAGGAUAUUUGUUAGGAGCAUGUUCUUCUAGUAAUAUUUAUUUUGAGUGCAGGUACUUACUAUCUACAAACAGAUAUUAUAUCCCAGAUUAUAUGUCCAUGGAGUUAUUAUAUCUCAGAUUAUAUGUCCAUGGAGUUAUUAUAUCUCAGAUUAUAUGUCCCUGGAAUUAUUAUAUCUCAGAUUAUAUGUCCAUGGAGUUAUUAUAUCUCAGAUUAUAUGUCCAUGGAGUUAUUAUAGCUCAGAUUAUAUGUCCAUGGAGUUAUUAUAGCUCAGAUUAUAUGUCCAUGGAGUUAUUAUAUCUCAGAUUAUAUGUCCAUGGAGUUAUUAUAGCUCAGAUUAUAUGUCCAUGGAGUUAUUAUAUCUCAGAUUAUAUGUCCAUGGAGUUAUUAUAUCUCAGAUUAUAUGUCCAUGGAGUUAUUAUAUCUCAGAUUAUAUGUCCCUGGAAUUAUUAUAUCUCAGAUUAUAUGUCCAUGGAGUUAUUAUAGCUCAGAUUAUAUGUCCAUGGAGUUAUUAUAUCUCAGAUUAUAUGUCCCUGGAGUUAUUAUAUCUCAGAUUAUAUGUCCAUGGAGUUAUUAUAGCUCAGAUUAUAUGUCCAUGGAAUUAUUAUAGCUCAGAUUAUAUGUCCAUGGAGUUAUUAUAGCUCAGAUUAUAUGUCCAUGGAGUUAUUAUAGCUCAGAGUAUAUGUCCAUGGAGUUAUUAUAUCCCAGAUUAUAUGUCCAUGGAGUUAUUAUAUCCCAGAUUAUAUGUCCAUGGAGUUAUUAUAGCUCAGAUUAUAUGUCCAUGGAGUUAGUGCUUUCCUGCCUUCAGUUCUGUUUUACACUAUUUGCACUUUUUAAGCAAAUAUAUAUAUGUAAAUAAUAUUAUUGGUAUUUACUUAUUCCGCAGUGCUUUACAAUAUUAUGAAUGGGGGGGUAGAUAUUUAACACUAAAUGAGACAUUUACAAAAUGUUACAGAAACAAUAGGUAGAUGAGGAUCCUGCUCAAGCAAGCUUACAGUCUAGAGGAGUGGAGUAUAAAAACAGUGUGGCUCUUUAAGAGACAGCAAGAGACCGAUAUGUGACAUAUAUGUUACUCUGGGAGGCCAUAAACAAUUCUGAACAGAUGGGUUUUGAGGGACUUCUUAAACAAUUAAAAAGUAGGGGAGAGUUUGAUAGGUUAGGCAGGGUGUUCCAAAGGAAACGAGCCACACGUGAAAAGUUCUGCAAGCGCAAAUUAGCAGUAGGUGUGUGAGCAGCGGACAGGAGAAGGUCACCAGUGGAGAGAUCCAGAAGGCACCUGCCUAUCUGUGAAGAAAUGUAACGGACUAGAGCUGUUUAGGGCUUUAUAGGUAAGGGUUAGUAUUUUGAAAUGACACCUAUAAGAUACAGGAAGUCAGUGUAAGGUUCGACAGAGGGGCGAGCUAUUGGAGGAGCGACAGGAAAUAAAGAUCAGUCUUGCAGCAGCAUUCAUUACUGAUUGUAGAAGGGCAGUUUGGGUUCUGGGGAGACCAACUAGGAGAGAGUUACAGCAAUCUCCAUGAGAGAUUACCAGAGCAUGAACAGGCUCCUUGACUGCAUCUUGCAUAAGAAAAGGGCUAAUGAGGGCAGUGUUUUUUAGGUGGAAUUGACAGGUUUUAGCAACAUACUGGAUAUGCAGCGCAUAAGGUCAGGCCAGAAUAACAACAAGCUUACAAGGAUGGACUAAUCCAACUUGCAGGGAAAGUGAAUGAGGAAGAUCAGCAUUUUGAGGAGGAAAAAUAAGAAGCUCUGUUUUUAGAGAGAUUGUUUCAGAAAGUGGGGGGGUCAUCCAAGCGGAGGUUGAAGGCAAGCGUUACGCGUUGUAGGACAGCGGGGGAGAAGACAGGGAAGGAGAGAUAUACAUCUGGGUGUCAUCGGCAUACGGGUGGUAGCAGAAUCCAAAGGAAUGAAUGAGUUUGCAGAGAGAGGCAGUAUAAAGAGAGAACAGAAGCAGGCUGAGAACAGAUCCUUGCGGACUCCAACUGAGACAGGACUUUGGGAUAAUUGUGUGCCCUUUGCUGGUAUUUAAUGAGCACUCCCAGUACCAUAAUGACUGCAGUGUGCCCUGUGGCCCUUUACCAUUGUAUGUAGUCAAGCUGUUUAAGAAGGUAACUGUUUGCGGUCUUUACUAUGAUGGAGACCUAGAGCUCCUAAGCAGGAGCUUCCAUUAGCUGUACUUUGCUAAACGGGCUCAUUUGCUGAGAUUGUCACCAGGUGGCUCUCAGCCAGUGAGCAAAGCCCUGCACUUUUAAACUUCGUGCACACAAUUUUUCGCUCUCUGUCUGAAGUAAUGGAGGCAGGGAGUGGUGGUCAUUCUAAAACAGUUUGCUUUCUUAAAAUUUAGUGGGCGUAUGGUCUUUUCUGGCAACAAAACCACUACAGUGAGCUUGAACUCUUUUGGUGUUUGAGGGGUUCCUUUAACUCUUUGUUCACUCCAAGUUUAAGCCAUGAAAUACAUCCCUCCUGUGCAGCCAGUAAGCACGCAUUUACAUUCUCAUCCCCCACCUCCCCAUUUCCAACUACAACACGAAAAAGCAAUUCAUUUAUUGACUUAAUAAAUUAUUGUGAUGACCCUUUUUCACUAUUACCAUUCACAUGUAACCUGAUUUAUGAUAAGAAUAUGAGAGAAUGGAUAUUCAGGAAUCACAUCCUACGUUUGCCAUGCACAAAGUAAUUUUGACAUACUUCAUUAUUUUAGGGCUGUGGGUACACUGGUCUUGAAUACAGGGACACUGGAUUUCAAAUACUAUAUGUAGGCACAUUAAUAUAUUGGGAGAAAUCUUACUUUGUGUAGGAAUUGUGAGAAAAUCUGAUAUUACAUUGCAUCCCAAUCAAAUGUUUUGCUGUAUUCCAUCAUUGUAGGUUGGUGAGAACAGAGAGUAGAUAUAUGCACACUUGCAAGGGUCUCAGACGUAUGUUGGCAAGAGAGCUGACUAGGUGGAAGGACACUAGGCACCACUAAGUUUUGAUUGCAACCCUAGUUUUGUGUAUUUAAUUUAGGUCAGUGGGAGCACGGUGUCAGACACAGUUCAGAAGAGGCCCAGUGGAGUGAGAUCUGCUCCAUGUGCCUCCACCCAGUCACAACUGUUAUUACUAUGCUUUUCUAUCAAGUCAUUCUAGCGUAUUUAAUCAUUGUUGGUCAGUGAAGAAGAAAUAAAGGGGCUAAAGGUAAACCUAGGACGGUGUCAGACAAGGGACAAGGGCACUUUGGAAAGAUAUUUAGCUGGAUAGAUACACUCAAGACUCAACAAAAUGUACAUUGCAUUGCUGUGGCAUAAUUCACAGUAUUUAAUAUUGUUUGCAGUAUUGUCCAAAAUGAAUCUCCAAGUCUAUUAGAAAUACUUGAUAGGAAUACAGUGUGGUACCUAAACUGCCUCCUCCCAGCCAGAUCUGGCUCCAGUAUGCCUAUGUCUCACCAUAAAGUGCUUGAACCCUCCCAGGUAAACCUACAUUCUCUAUAUUUCUUACCUAAAAUAUUUAAAUACAUUAAAAUAUUUAAUUGGAUGCACUGUGCCUCCACCCAGUCAGAACAAACAUCCAUGUACCUACAUCCAUCCAUACUUUUUCUCAGGUAAACUAGUAAACCCUAUCUUUGUUCGCACCUCUACAUUAAAUAAAUAUGCUGAAUACUUGGGAAUUCUGCCCCUGUAGUACCUCCGCAAAGUCUUAUCUCACUCCAGUAUGUCCCUCUUUCUCUGUACUGUGUCUGAAACAGUCUCAAAUGUAGCUAUAUCCACUGUGCUUGCUCAUACUGACUUGUAAUAAUUAAAUACGCUAAAAUACUUAGUAGUAUUGCAUCAUAAAUUCAAAGUGCCUCCAUAAAAAGUUACAUUACCAUAUGGUGUGCCCACGGAGUGUAUUUGACCCUACCUGGGUGUAACAAUUUGGGGCUGCACAGUGUGUAGGCUGGAUGGAACUAUAUAAGUUAAAAUGGGAAAUGACUGGCUGCAUGGAAAGGGUUAAUGUGGGGACUGCACAGAGUAGAAGAACGAUUGGCUGCACAGGAUGAGGUUACUGUCAGUAUGGGUUUAUAUACAGGGGAAUGGAUUGGGAUGUUAUAGGCAACAUGGAAAGUUUAUGGGAAAUGUACAGAGUUGACCAAAAUUUUACAGAAUGGAGCACAAGGAACACUUCAGGCACCAUAACCACUACAGUGUGCUUUAAUGGUUAUGGUGCUUGGAGUACAACAUACCCCCACCCCCAAUGUAAGGAGUUAAUAGGCGCAGUUCCUCAUGUAGGGGAAUCUAAAUUCCAGUAGGCAAACGCAUGCCUAUAGUGGGCGCGGCAACAUAAUGAUGAUUGGCACGCCGACCGGCACACCUACAGUGGGCGGACCUGUAGACUAGAGUACACCCACGGCAACCUCAGGGCUACGGUCCUGACUCCGCCCCAUUUUUUAAGCACAAGAAUUUUCAUCCGCCCACCGGCAAGGAUUGGAACAAGCCAACUCAUCGGUCCAUAUAAAAAACAGCACCAGGUUAGAGACGGGUUACUGCCUUUGAUAAAGGCGCUUUAGUAGCGCCGAAAUGCCUUUAAUCACAUCACGUUUUAUUUAUGUUGAGCACUUUAUGGGUGAGGGUUUACUUUUUUAUAAGGCUAGCGUUCUAAUGGUUUAAUAGGGACAGUCAGCGAGACAUCUAUUUAGCUUGAUUAACACUGAGCAGGGACGGCAGCAGGAUCUUCCUUAAGGCAUUUAGUUAAAGGACCACUAUAGGCACCCAGACCACUUCAGCUUAAUGAAGUGGUCUUUGUGCCAGGUCCAGCUAGGAUUAACCCUUUUUGCUGUAAACAUAGCAGUUUCAGAGAAAAUGCUAUGUUUACUUUAGGGUUAAUCCAGCCUCUAGUGGCUGUCUCAUUGAGAGCCGCUAGAGACGCUUCCGCGCUUCUCACUGUGAUUUUCACAGUGAGAAGAUGCCAGCAUCCAUAGGAAAGAGAAUGCUUUCCUAUGGACUGGCUGAAUGCGCGCACGGCUCUAGCCGUGCAUGCGCAUUCAGCCGAUGACGGAAGAAGAGGGAGGAGAGUCCCAGCGCUGGAAAAAAAAGGUAAGGGAUUAACCCCUUCCUCCCCCCUCAGCGCCACGGGAGUGGGACCCUGAGGGUGGGGGCACCCUCAGGGCACUAUAGGGGUCCUUUAAGAGAUAGAGCAAGUACUACUCGAUAUGUGACCAUUUUGGGAUUAGAUUCUGUCUGCUGAUGUAUGUAGCCCCUAGACUGGGUUCAUAGGGGAAUAGCAUUCUAGCCCUGAGACUCAGUGAUUGACUAGCAAAAGAGGCUCUACACUACAGCCUACUGUCUUGCACAAUUAGUCUGUUCCUAUAUUUAGAGGGGGUUACUCUGUUGCAAAAGUAUCCUGUCCACAUACUGGGACUACAGCUUUCUUUUUUUUUCACAAGAUCGUAUCCAGUGAACUAUUUGAUACAGAAGUAUCAGGGGAUUUGUUGUUUAUCACAAUCCACCAUUAUUAUUCAGUUACCCUUCCUCUUACUCUAUGCAGCCUAGACUAUCAUUAAAGGACUACUAUAGUGCCAGGAAAACAUACUCGUUUUCCUGGCACUAUAGUGCCCUGAGGGUACCCCACCCUCAGGGACCCCCUCCCGCCCGGCUCUGGAAGGGGGAAAGGAGUAAAAACUUACCUUUUUCCAGCGCUGGGCGGGGAGCUCUCCUCCUCCGAUUCUCCUCUUCUCCUCCCAUGUGGCUGAAUGCGCACGCGUGGCAAGAGCUGCGCGCGCAUGCAGCCGGUCACAUAGGAAAGCAUUAUCAAUGCUUUCCUAUGGACGCUUGCGUGCUCUUAUUGUGAUUUUCACAGUGAGAAGCAUGCAAGCGCCUCAAUGAGACAGCUGCUAGAGGAAUUGGAGGAAGGCUUAACCCAUUCAUAAACAUAGCAGUUUCUGAAACUGCUAUGUUUAUAAAAGAAUGGGUUAAGCCUAGCUGGACCAGGCAGCCAGACCACUUCAUUAAGCUGAAGUGGUCUGGGUGCCUAGAGUGGUCCUUUAAGACAUUUGAAGCCCUCUAGGUAAUCACGUUUUCAUUUCGUUCUGUUUAUUUUCACUGGAGUGUGAAAUUUCUUUUGUCUCGUCAUGAUUUUUCCUGCGCCAGGUGUGUAUAGGAACACCCUAAUGCAGAGCCAAAUUGGUCUUUCUGUGAACAUUUGUGUGAGUUUGGAUUAUCUGAUCAUGUUUUUGAAGAAAACCUCGGUGCAGACUUUAUCACUGAUGGAAAAUGUAUAUUUGGCACCUCUUUUCUUGUAUUUGUAUAUUUUUAAAUAAAAGCUUCAAUAGUAAUUUUAAAUGGGUGCACACCCUGUUGUGCUGUUUCUUAUUGUAGGGAAGCACAUCAGGAUGUCCCAAAUGUAUAUUAUCCCCUUAACACCGUAGGCACUGUAUCUGCUUCAUCUCAUUAAACUGGUUAUAGUGUAUGGAGUCCCCUGGUGCCAUCAUUUCUUUCAGCAUUAAACAGUUUUUAAUGUUUUAAUGCUAAACAAGAGACCACGGCAGUCCAUCCCCUCUGUGCUGCUUUGGCUAAUAAGGAAGUGUUACCCUGAGCAGCAAUGGGCAGCUGUGAUUGGCUGAGAGUGUCAGCUGACUGCUUUUAACCUGUCAGAGCUCCAACUGACGGUAUGAAUGGGUAUGACAACAAGGAAGUGUGUAAUCUCUGCCUUAGCUACACAUACAGAAGGGGCCGGACUGUGGGUGGCAAGGGACUCUUAUUUUGUGGCAUACUGCACAAACAUGGUGCAACACUGAAUGGAGGGACAGUGCCAGGGCACUCCAGGCACUAUAACCAAUUCAAAGAGACAAAGUGGAUAAAUGCGGUCAAGAUGACACUACUACCCAAACUACUCUUUGUGUUCCAAAUAGUACCGAUACAAGCCCCACAAACAUUCUUCAAGGCAUUGAAGUCAGAGGUCCGCACGUUUAUAUGGAAGGGCAGACCCCCAUGCAUAGCUUAUACCCAGCUAAUCCUACCCAAACUCCGAGGGGGCCUAGCGCUCCCCGAUUUUGAAAGAUACUACCACGCAGCACACCUUACACGAGUCAUCAGCUGGACGGUAGCCAGCGGCACAAAACCAUGGACCCAACUGGAAUCCGAUACCAUCAACUGUGACCUCCGGACACUGCCUUGGAUAUCCGCGGCGGCGUACAGGCGCAACCGCAUUACUAACCCCUUCGUGGCGGCAACCAUGAGGGUCUGGCACAGACAGGGCACAAAACACUACCUGACGACAGAUCCAGGCUCGCUGUUGCCACUCAGAGGCAACCCAGACUUCCCAGCAGGCGACCUUGGCCCCGCACCGGGCCCAGCAGGACACCCAACAAUUCCUCGCAUGGCAGACGUCCUUGUGCACCCGUUCGGCAUUCGGCCAUUAACAGAACUCUUCCCGGACAGACCACUCACUUUCUCACACACACUGGCGAGAGCGCAAAUCUCCCAAUAUGCCCGAUCCAUCCCACAAAAACCAUCCCUACUGAGGGAAACUACACAAUUCGAAAACCUGUGCACGCAAACCACAGAAACACCCCGAGCCAUCUCACAGGUAUACACAAUAUUGGUCACUAGUAGGUACAUAUUGGCACCGCCCUGCAUAAGGAACUGGGAAGAAGACCUAGACGAGACCAUGUCGGAAGCGGACUGGGACAAGUGCAUCACCCUAAUACAAAAAACACCAAGCUCAGCACGCCUGCAAGAAAACUCCUACAAGAUACUCACCAGAUGGUAUCUGACACCGACAGCGCUCCACGUCAGGAACCCAGGUAUACCAGACACCUGCUGGAGAUGCGGGGAGGAAACAGGCACGUUUCUACAUAUCUGGUGGGCAUGUGCACGUCUCCGACCCUUCUGGGACACAAUUAGAGAUAUAAUAUACGAAGUAACAGACGAGACGCUCCCGGGGUCCCCAGCCGCCUUUCUCCUCCAUCACACCAAAUGACCGCGCAGACAUACAUCAGAUCAGUAAUAACACGGUUGCUGAACGCAGCCAAAACAAUCAUCCCCAUCUACUGGAAGCAGGUAAACGCACCUCCGAUAACAUGGUGGCUGGAAGAGGUGGAAACCACCAGGAAAUUCGAAGAUAUAAAGGCAAACACUCCGAAACUUAGGGACCGAUACACCAAACGCUGGUUUCACUGGAUACGAUUAACCGCAUCAAAUGACUUUCAACGCCGGCUGGUCACACAGUAACCAGAAAGUAUGAGACAAGGAAGGCUGCGAUCGGGGACCGGGCGGGAGGUGGCGGACAGAGGCGGUGGCAGGGGACGGAAACACUCAUACCCCCCCAACACCCUCUCCCACCACCCCCCCUAUUUCAACCCCCAACCACACCCAUUAAACACACCUCGAAGGACAGACACAGUAGCAAAACAUAACCGAACGGCCUUAACAAGACACCCCCACACAACGAGACUGACAGGCGACACUACCAGAAUGAAGCAACCCUACACAGCGCCACAAGAAACUCAACCCUCAAUGGACCCAUUAACAGCCAAGACACAGAGUGGGGCAACACCGCAGACAGCACAGGAAGGAAAAAACACACAUGGGAGACACAGAACCAAAAGUUGGCCACGCCACAUACACACACACACACCUAACCGAAGCCCUUAAAAACAGACACAAAGGGGAACACCCAUCAGAACACGUACAGUGACAAACGCAGUGCACAAAUAGGCGCACGACAACAAUGGAACACCAAACUACAAAGCAACAGAUAUUCAGACGCACGUUUGUAAUCCUGAUGCUAUAGUGUUCCUUUAAAUGACGAUGGGCCACUGUGCAUUUUAAUUAUACUAACUAUUUGUAAAUGGGGACUCUCGUGAUAUAUUUUGAGCUUUAUUGAAGUGCCAUUUUUUCACCAUUUUCCUUAAAGUGUGUGGUAUCAAAAGGGAACUAUAGUGCCCCCCUAUGUGGUGUUAAAAAAACAAACAAACAAACAAAAAAAACCUUCUGACACUUAGCGUCCAAUAUCCCUCGGCACUGGCUUGGGUGCCGCCUCUGCUCCUAAUACACACAUCAACCAUCAGGCGACCAAAAGUCGCCUAACGACCCAGAAGUCCCUCUAGUGGCUGUUAACACCAGCAGGUGUUUCUCCAAAACUGCAAUAAUUACCUUUUGCAGGGUUAAGUGACCUGAGACAUAACAUUAGUGUUUUCAAUGAAACAAAAGCAUUAUUGUGCCCACUCGCGCACAUCGUGUGCCCAUUCCCUGACAUUGUCGGCCGUAAAGGAGUCUGCCUUGGCAUAGGCAUCGUCCACCAAGUACAUGAUGCGGGAAAGGGGGCCUACGGAGUCUAGUAGAUUGUCUUGAACACCCACAGACCUUUUUCCACUCUGCGUCAUGAACAUAGUCAUAAUCUUGUCGAACUCAGGGGUUUGAGCCACCUUGUCUGGAAGGGAAGGGCGUGGGCAUUCCGACCUCAGUCGGCUACGUACCUCUUUGUCCAGAGGCUUGUGGAGCCACAGGUGCAUGAACCUGGAGAGGUGCUCCGGGUUACCAGUCCCCUGACCUGGGAUGGCGUAGGUUGCGAGGGUCAAACAGAAUGGUGUCUGAGUCAAGAGGGAGGUCUGCAUCCGCAGGAUCCUCGCUCCUCUCCGUCUGUGCCUCACCCAGGAGGGUCUCCCGCAUGAAAGCGGAGAUAGACUUGUCGUCCAAACCCCAAGCGUCAUAGUCCGAGUUGGAUAGGUCUGCUUGCCACUCGUCCAGAACUGACAUGGAGUGUAACAAUGCUUGGUCUUCUUCAGAAGAGUGGUCCUGAUGUGGGGCCGGGGUACUGAAUUUGGAAGAUUUAGUAUGUUAGGUAGGCGCCUUUCCCUUGGAUGGCUUAGAUGUAGCACCCUCGCCUUUCCAGUGGCGUUUACGUGGGCGUGAAUCCUCCCUGGUAUGGUAGUCUGAGAGAUCGGAGUCAGACUCGUAGUGAGGGCGUCUGCGGGACGGUUUGGGUAAAUCGGGAGCCGCAGCUCGCACUUUGGAAAGUGCAUUCUCCACAGAAGCAGCGACAGCUGCAUUAAUCAUAGCUUGUCCACAGGGGUAUUCUGGGAGUCUUCCAUGGUAUAGGUUAGGCCUGUGAUACAAGUCACAGAUAGGCACUAUAGUAAUGGCACCCAGGUCUUAGGUAUAGGUAGUGUGGCGUGGGAUCAGCUAAUGUAGUGGUUAUGGUAGAUGAUAAUAAAUCCGUCCAAUAAAACCCCAGCAAGGUAUAGUUGGUGACCUUAUUAAAACUGGGACUCACCCAGUUGGCGAGAACUGCAAAAGCUAGUCUUCCAAUAAGCAGCACUGUACUUAUGUACAUAUAAUGGGGGCUCACCCCGGUUGCACAGGGAUUGGAACCCUUAAGUGCAGGUCACAAUUGUAUAAAGGCAGCAGCACUGACCUGACUGACCCAGCCAAUGAAUGCAGGAAGCUUCAGUGAAUGUAACAGGCACAGGGGCACCAAGGUAGGGCUGUAAGAAUAGGCUUCUUCACAGGGAGAGAAGGGACAUCCAGAGAGGGUGGAGAACCCGUUCGCGGCACACACGCAGCAAAAUUAAGAUGGCCGCCCGGAUCUCACGAGAUGCGCGAUCCAAGAUGGCCGCCGCGUGUAGGCCGCAAAGCCGGGGACUAAAUUAUGACCAGGUGGCGGGAGGAAGGGGCCGGCAUGACCGGAGCCUCGAAUGAUCGCGGCCGGUAACAGGGGCCCAGAGAAGGUAAUCCCUUUAUCCCAGAGGCAGUGGGGGAUGAAAACCAGGUUCCUAGGGGUGAAUAAGGGGUAAGGGAAGGGAGGGAAUCCCCUAUGACUGCUGGCCAAAUAAGCACAAUGCUUCUAAGAGCAGUAAUAGAAACUGGCAAUGUAAGUACACAAUAAACUUAUACAAUAAAAUGAAAAUAACAGAGAGAAUACACAAAGGUAUAAGGCUCUGGGGGAGCCAAAAGUCUGACCUGUCUGCGAUGGAGCAGUAAAGAAAGAGGAAGUGUCCAGGCAGCAUGACCCUUAUACACUAUGCUGCCCAUUGAUUUACUGUUGUUCUUUAAGUUUUCUUUACUGCUAUGGAGUUUAGUAAAGAGAUGCAAAAUAGUAAGCCUCCUGUCGUGUUCUAAAAUUCAGAAUCGGCGGAGCCAAGCUAUAGAACUGAACAGUCACAAGCCUGCCGAGCUCCGUGCACAAAGGCCUAAUAACUACGUUUUCAGCUACACCAACCCCAAGCAAUUAGACCCUCUUCUAGACCCCCAGGCUCCUGACAACAAUAUGGGUCGAAAAAACAAAAAACAAAGGCCUGACAAGCCGAAACAGGGCAUGAGUAUAGGCGACCUAUGGCGGCAGGCACGUGGAGACUCGCUACCCAAAAUGGCCGCUUACAUGGGAGAGAGCUCGGACAUUUCAUACGACCAAACCCUGGAGCCGGGAGACCUCCACCUGCCUGCACCGCGGGAACUGAACCCGAAACCGGCACCAACAACCUCCAAACCGGACUCAGCACUGGUCACUAAGGCAGACAUGCAGGAACUGCUGGCAGGACUAUGGAGGGACCUCCAAGCGGACAUGGCAACAUUCCGCAAAGACCUGCAAGGCCUGACCGGCCGCAUGGGAACCCUGGAAAGCGACUCACGCAACACAAAGGCACAAGUCACCAACCUACACAAAGAAAUUGCAACGCUCCAGCACCAGCAAUUAGCCACUGAACGGCGGUUUGCUGCUCUGGAAGACUUUAGACGCAGCAACAAUAUCAAGAUAAGAGGGGUUGCAGAUACUGUACCUGAUGUGGAACUACCACAUUUCGUGAGAAGGCUCCUAGCAACUAUACUAACCCCCAAACAGGCAAAAGCGGUGGUAAUUGAGCGCAUGUUUUGGGUCCUGAAACCAACAAAGGCAUCUGCCAUGGCUCCAUGAGAUCUGAUAGUGCGCUUCCAAACGGAACACGACAAAGCUAUGAUAAUGGGAGCGCUCAAGGGGAAAGCUCCAUAUAACUUCAAAAACUCAGUCCUCACCUUCUAUCCGGACUUGUCGGGGAGCACUCUGGCAUGGCACAAAACCCUGCAGCCCUUUACGACACUCCUCCGCGAAAGAGACAUCCGCUACAGAUGGAAAGGACCCCACAUCCUGGCGGUCCUACAUGGCAGCACCUCAUACGCGGUCCACGACAUUGAAGAAGCUAAGGCUGUCCUAGAGACUCUAGGCCUCCCACAGGAUGCUCUCCUCAGCAAAAGGCCGGGAACAACGACCACAACGCACACCUGGGAUCCGGCUGGCACAGCCCCAUUCGAGCCACGAAGGCCCAACGUGGACACAUAUAAGCAGCCACCACUUGAAACCGGGACACUGAUCUCCUUGGAAAGCCCUAAGCCAGAAUUGACCUUCUGACCACAUGAGGUUACAUUAGAUUAUGUCUCACAUAUGUUAUAGUCUAUACUUUACAUUUCUGACCCCAUCAUUAGUCCGACACACACCAGGACACCCCUUUCUCAAACAGCGACACUUAGACUCUUUUUAAAAAAAAACAUGAACCGUGAGGUAUAACAUGUUAACAGUCUACUUUGCCAGGUACACGGCCUACCACUAGUCAGGAAGACUUACAAUAACCUCCUUAACACUAGACAUACACCUCUUAAAUUGCAAAGCUUUUCAUCUAGUCUACUAUGUCAGCAAACCCCAAGGCGAACACACUUGCUUUAGAUACACAGGCAUGUAACUGUCCUUAACCUUAAUGCAGAAUUGUUGGACUGAUGUUCUUAUAUGUUUGUAUUUUUUUUUUUUCUCUUUUCUCUCAAUAACGUUUUACUCAAAGUCAAGCUUAAUUAAUAUAAAAUUGUGCAGUCUCACUCAAUGCCAUAUCUCUGUUAGCCAAGACUGGCCGGUAUUUGCUGUUGUGGCAUCACUGGCGUGUAUGUAACAAUCUACCUGCACUCAAAAAUAAAGAAUUAAAAAAAAAUUCAGAAUCCCUCUCUUCCUUUCUCCUCCAUUCUGUAUUUUAUACUCCUUCCUUAGAAGCUAUAUCUACUGGCCACUCUCUGACACCUGUUGCUCCAUGUGCAGUGUCUCCCUCAAUCUGCUUGCAUUAUAUAGUACAGGCUGUGUUUUCUGGUUUGAUAACAAGGAAUCCUAAAAAACAUACUCCCUCACUGCAAAUAUUUACGUUGUAAGCAGUCUGUCCAUUUUAGAAUGGUUUGACUUCUUACCUGUAUUCUGCAUGGAACCACUACCUGUAGCCUGGAGCUCAAAGCUCUCUGUGUGAGCUUAGCUGUGCAUUGCAGGAAGAAGCUAAGCGCACUGUCGUCAUAAUGGUGCUUGGAGUGUUCUUUUAAGUUUCUCGGUCUCAUAUUUUGAGCUGGCCACCUGAUAUACAUAACUAUAAUAGUGCAAUAUAUGAAAUGUAAUGAUGGGUAUAUUGUAUAUGAAUCUAGUGAGGAGCUGGGGCUGUUUUCCUGUUUCCUCAUUGUAUUUGGGCUUCGUAGUUGGUGAUAAAGCCUGAGGAGUAAUUUUAACCUGGACCUACAUGGAUUUUAUUUUUCCAAUACUUGGGAAUCUCAUAUAUAAUACAUAUUGUUGUAAAUAUAGAUUUUUAUAAUGUACAUCAAAUGUCUUCUUACACUUUGAAAUGCAGGGAUGUGUUGGUAAAAAAAAGCAUCUUGCAUUUAGUAUGUUCAUAUAUAAAUCUACAUCCUGAAGAUUUCAUAUUGCCUAAAAUUUGGAAAUCCCUUGUCACAUCUCCACAGUCUUGACUUUAUUGAAUAAGAUUUGUAGUGUUAUUGUCUCAUCCAGACACUUGUGCAGUAACGAGAUUUGAAGAUCCCUGUCAUAAGCCUUUUUCCCGCCCCCCUCUCUUUCUUUCUUGUGUGCGCCACACAUUUAUUAUUUCUUUUCCCAUAAAACCAGGACUUGGCAUCAUAUACCAGUGUUUUGCCCUGAGGAUUAGCUGCAGAACUGAAUCCUCUGGCAGAACACAUUGAUCGUAUUGAAAUUAUAAAGUGUGGGUCUGGCUGAGAAUACUGCUUCAUUUUUGUCUUUUUCUUUUGAUUGAAUCUUCCCCCCCCCCCCUCGAUGUAUGUGUGUGUGUGUGUGUGUGUGUGUGUGUAUAUAUGUAUAUUUGUGUAUGUGUGUGUUUGUGUAUAUAUAUAUAUAUAUAUAUAGACAAAAUGUUUAAAAUGACAAAUUUUAACCAAUGUGAAUUGUACUGCAGUGAGUCAAGAUGCAUCUGCCGUCAUUCUGUUGCAGCAGUCAGUUUGUGUAGUAUAUGACCAGAAUAUGGCACAAGUCCAGAAACUGCUAAAGGAUCACAAACAGAUGGUACAGGAAUUAUAUACCCAUAUUUAAUGCAGACACAUUAUCAACACCUUCUCUAGAAUGCGCAUCUUUUUUCUGAAAAAUGACUUGGCCCCUGUGAAACAUAUCGUACCACUGUCUGCACUAAAUGAAAUGGGCACAUAAAUCGUGCACCAUCUGUAUGACAUCGCCAUGAACAUCACAGACACAAAGCAUCCUCAAUUCUGUGGAUGUGAAAAACGCCAGACAGAUCUACAUUUUUCAGUACAAAAUCAAUUGUGGAGUUUUCUUUUUGUCUUCUAAAACUGUGUUCCAUUAAUAAUUUAUGGGAACAGGUAUUUGUGCCUCAGUAGGAGCACUAGUUUAGUCUAUUUGGUAGAUGUUCAGUUGCUCAGCAGAUAUGCAUUAUUCAUUAAUUUUCUUUUUUCUUAUCGUUUUAGACCACCUUAACCCAUGACAACGCCAAGCAUCCUUUGUUUGGUCAGACGGCAGCUGUCUUGGAAAGCAUGGAUUCCAGGGAGGGAGAUUAGGUUUCUUCAUCCAUUGAAUGUUGCAAUAUUAUCCCAGGCAGCAGAAAAGAAAAAUGCUGCCUUUGAUCUCAUAGACCUCAAGGAGACCGACUUAGAGGAGCAGUUUGUCAGGGGACAUGGCCCAGGAGGGCAAGCCACCAAUAAAACCAGUAACUGUGUUGUACUGAAGCAUAUUCCUUCUGGAAUUGUAGUGAAAGUAAGUUCAUGUAUUACUAGACUAAACAAAAAGCUUUCAGACUGCUUAACAUGUUCACUGCCAGACUGGAUUAGAGCUCCACAGAUAUCCCCAUUUACUUGCACAUAUUCAUUAAAUAUAUAUGCACAAACAAGCACAUGACCAAUCACUCAUACAUACAAAUACAUACAUUUUGCAAUUAAAACAAUCAUUGUACGCACCAUGUUGCUGUAGUGGUUAUGUGCCCUGGUCCUGUUUUAAAGCAUUUGAUCAGUUUGACACAAUAACAGGGUCUCUCAGGUGCCUGUGGUAUGCCCCUCACUUGUCACAAUAAAAGUAUAACAUUUUGUCCAUAUCUGAACAGCAUUCAUUGACCGAGCUUGUCAUAGAUAUACGCUCUAAUCUCAUUUCAAUGCUUGUGUGUAAUCGGAAACAAAGUAAUAUGUAUUAUUGUCCCCCAGUGUCACCAGACCAGAUCCGUGGAGGUAAAUAGGAAAAAAGCACGAGAUAUACUGCAGGAGAAAAUAGAUGUUUUCUACAAAGGAGAAAAUAGUGAUAUCCUCAAACAUCGGGAUGAGGCAGAGAGAAGGAAGCAAGAAAAAAGGAAAAAGGCAAACGAAAUUUUGGAAAAGAAGAAACUCCUGAAGGAAAUACAAAUUUCAGGAGACAAGAACUAAAGCUGAAUGAUGUAGCCAGAGGGGUUGACCUACUAAUUGUUGAUGUGGUUUAGUUUAUAACAACGCAGAAAUAAUAAAUCCUGUGAUGUUAACUUUGGCAUGGUUUACCAAAGUUUUGCUACAUUAGCCUUUAUCAUAUAACAGUGAGUGGACAUUUCAUAGAUUGAAGACUCUCACACACAGUGCUGAAACUUGAAACACACCGGUUUCUACUGUAAUAUGUAAAUUAAGAAAUUUUAUUUUAUUCAAUAAAGUUAAUAUGAAAAUCUGCAA
Pelobates cultripes (western spadefoot toad) is the source of this 16063-nucleotide messenger RNA. The record is from the annotation of a GenBank genome assembly. Lineage: Eukaryota; Metazoa; Chordata; Amphibia; Anura; Pelobatidae.